Botrytis cinerea B05.10 is the source of this 926-nucleotide messenger RNA. RefSeq lists its product as hypothetical. NCBI's taxonomy places the organism in Eukaryota, Fungi, Ascomycota, Leotiomycetes, Helotiales, Sclerotiniaceae. The transcript has 4 exons. The record is from RefSeq and is a predicted model, not a curated record. Bases 385 to 576 code for a protein of 63 amino acids.
GAAUUUGGUGUUCCUGGUGUUUCUGCUCCGAAAGCAGCGACUUUGGUGACUGAAGAAGGAGAAUUGAUGUCGUUUGCAACUUCUUCAUCUGUUCGUGAUUCUUCCGACAAUUACACAAACCACGAAAAGCCCUUACUUCCCUUGAUAUUCUCUUGUCUUCAAGAAAAGACAUCUCAUCAAUCUUCACCGUUCAAUAGAUCACCAUUGCGCAUACUUCAGGACUUACAACAUCUGUCAGAUGCCAUGAAUUGACGACUCAUAGCAGAUCGAUUGACCAAACAACCACUCUUUCAUCACGAGCAUUGAUCAUCAGAAUAUCUACGAGACCAUUCUUCAACUACUCCAUUCAUUUCAAUUCAAAGCAUUGAACCAUACCCGAUCAAAAUGGCAACUAUCCAAGUCCGCGAAGCUACACAACAACUAGUUAAGAGACAGAACUGGGCAGCUCGUGAGCCUGGUGUCAUUGUUGUCUUCGCCAUAGUCUUCAUCGUCGCAUCUGGACUUAUCGGUCUUCAAAUAUCUCGAUGGAUCUCUCGCCAUAGGGAAAAGCAAGCAGCAAAGCGUUCAAUUGUUUGAUCAAAGCAUUCAUGACAAUACGAAAAGAAUUAUAAAGCAUGUGGAUCUCGUCAUCUCAAGGGGUGGGGCGUAUAAUGUCGAUCUCCAGCUUUAUUGUAAUAAUGUGUAGAAUCGUGAGGAGGCUUGGGAGUCGACGCUUAAUCGGCAGGAUCCCAUUGUGUUGCUGUGUUGCUAAAGGGGCUGAGGAUGAGCUCUUGAUUUAUCGCUCUAUUCGAUAAUUCAGACAUGAGGUCCAAAUACUUACUCUAAUCAAUGGUCAUCAUGUAGCAUCACGUUUUCGCUAGCUCUGAUACGUUUCGAUAUGGGAUUUGCGAAUGUUCAAAGAGAGCCUAAAUGUUAAGAACAGGUCA